AUGGUGAAACGCCGCAGGAAGACGCGCACCCACCUCAAGGGGCCAAACAACUCGGCUGCCACAUCCACCUCUGCGCCGAAAUCAUUCAUCAUACGCACCGGCAAAGUAGCACGAUCCGUGUCCAGCUUGGUGCAAGACACACGAAAAGUGAUGGAGCCCAACACGGCAACGCGACUGCGAGAGCGCAAUUCGAACAAGCUCAAAGAUUUUAUCAGCAUGGCUGGUCCGAUUGGCGUUACUCAUCUGCUGAUCUUCGGUCAGACGGAUGCGGGGACGAAUCUGCGCAUCUUGCGUGCUCCGCGUGGACCGACACUGACGUUCCGGGUGAACAAGUAUGCUCUGUCCAAGGACGUUCAGGCGAGCAGUCGUCGACCUGCUCCGCCAGGUAGCGAGUUUGUCACGCCGCCUUUGCUGGUGCUCAACAAUUUCGGAGGAGAGGAACGACAGAUCAAGCUGCUCGUAGCGACAUUCCAGAAUUUGUUCCCACCGAUCCAGGUGCAAUCGAUGAAACUCAGUCAAGCACGAAGAAUCGUUCUGCUCAACUACAACUCGGCCACCGGUACAAUCGAUUGGAGACACUACCUCAUCUCGGUCCGACCCGUCGGUGUAUCCAAAUCGGUUCGAAGGGUGGUUGAAGGCUCGCGUUCCACCUCGCGCUCUUCGCGCGCCAAGCUGCCGGACCUGUCGUCCACCCAAGACAUUUCAGACUAUGUGCUUGGUCGAACCACGUCCACCUCUUGCACCAACGGCGAGUUCGAGACCGAUGCAUCCGAAGCCGAGUCUGAAGCCGAAGACGUCGCUGAUCCACGCAACAAGGUUCAUCUUCACGACCGCUAUGUUGGUCGAGGCAAUGCGGCCAACACGCAAAAAGCGGUGCGUCUGCGCGAGAUCGGGCCUCGAAUGGAGCUCAAGCUGGUCAAGAUCGAAGAAGGAUGCAACCAAGGAGCGGUUCUAUUCCACGAGUAUGUGAAGAAGACGGCGCACGAGGAAGCGCAAUUGCAACGUGAACACAUGGAGAAGCUCAAGCUGCAAAAGCAGAGGAGGGAGCAACAGCAGGAGAAUGUGGAGAGAAAGAAGCACGACAAAGCCGAACUUCGAAAGGCCAGUCGAAGGAAUGCUGGACUCGGCUCUGAAGAUGACGCCACCGACGGCUCGCAUGACGAGCAAGAGGAAGAAAAUGACGAGGAGGAAGAUGAGUUUGCGUAUGAAGACCAAUAUGGUGAUCACGCAAAUGACGACCAGAUUGACGAAGACGAAGAACUAUUCGACGAUGCUCAACUGUCUUCGGACAACGACCGAGAGCAAGACGACGACGACGACGAUGACGACGAUGACGACAAUGACGAUCCACCCACAUGGAUCCCUUCACGCAGCGCAUCAGGCGGCUACGACAAUCCUCCUGGCGUCGACCCUCACUCGGACGAUUCCGACCUGGAACCCAUCCCGUUAGGCGGCAUGCAGCACGACUACAGCAGCGCCGAAGACUGGCCCGAAUACUCCGACGACGACGACACACCAGCACCGUCAGCAGCAACAAACCAAUCCAAGUCCACCGCCGCCUCCAAGACUUUGUCCAAACCCAAAUUUGCCGCAGCAUCACAGCGCAAAAAAAGCCGUCGAUGA
This is a messenger RNA of Mycosarcoma maydis (corn smut), 1623 nucleotides long. RefSeq lists its product as uncharacterized. Gene Ontology annotation, cellular component: preribosome, large subunit precursor. The record is from RefSeq and is a predicted model, not a curated record. Gene Ontology annotation, molecular function: rRNA binding. NCBI's taxonomy places the organism in Eukaryota, Fungi, Basidiomycota, Ustilaginomycetes, Ustilaginales. The coding region runs from base 1 to 1623 and encodes 540 amino acids. The transcript has a single exon. Gene Ontology annotation, biological process: rRNA processing; ribosomal large subunit assembly.